AUGCGACAAGUUCUCGAGGCCAUUAAAUACUGCCAUGAAAACAACAUAGUGCAUCGCGAUCUCAAACCGCACUGUGUUGUUCUCGCUAACAAGCAAAAUUCCGCGCCCGCCAAAGUUGGCGGGUUCGGUAUCGCAGAUCUCCUCAAACCCGAAGUGGGAUUUUUUUCCGCUGAUGCUCCAUUCACUGUUGAUCAAGAAAUUUUUGUCUAUUUGCGUUCCGAUCAAUGCGGUAAACCACGGGUUUUCUACAAGGUCUAA
Molecule: messenger RNA, 258 nt
Organism: Rodentolepis nana
Lineage: Eukaryota; Metazoa; Platyhelminthes; Cestoda; Cyclophyllidea; Hymenolepididae
Source: the annotation of a GenBank genome assembly